Mucor velutinosus is the source of this 2784-nucleotide messenger RNA. RefSeq lists its product as uncharacterized. The record is from RefSeq and is a predicted model, not a curated record. Gene Ontology annotation, molecular function: ATP binding; microtubule motor activity; microtubule binding. Gene Ontology annotation, biological process: microtubule-based movement; spindle elongation; mitotic spindle organization. Gene Ontology annotation, cellular component: microtubule associated complex. NCBI's taxonomy places the organism in Eukaryota, Fungi, Mucoromycota, Mucoromycetes, Mucorales, Mucoraceae. Bases 1 to 2784 code for a protein of 927 amino acids. The transcript is spliced from 9 exons.
AUGGCAUUGACAACAGUAAGGGUGGCUUUGCGUGUGCGACCCUUUAAUGAAAAGGAACUGAAAGAGACACAUCAAAUAGAAAAUCUCAUCACAUUUGUGCCUGGGCAACCACAACAAAUCAGCAUAGAUCAGGAUCGUCGUCAUUUUACAUUUGAUUAUGUUUAUCCACCCCAUAAAAGCCAAACCGAUGUCUAUCUGUCCUGUAUUCAGCCAUUGUUUGAUCAGUUUGUCCAUGGUUAUAAUGCAACCAUAUUGGCUUAUGGUCAAACCGGCAGCGGCAAAACUUACAGCAUGGGCACAACCACUACUGCUGAUUUCUCUAGCGAACAUGUUGGCAUUGUUCCACGUUUUGCUGACAAUCUGUUCAGCUGGAUUGAAUACCAGCAGAACCAGCCUAAUAACAACACUCAAUACAGUGUUAAGGUGUCAUUUCUUGAAUUAUACAAUGAAGACAUCAUUGAUCUAUUAAAUACCAACACCAAAAAUGCAUCUAUCACUAUCCGAGAAAACGCAAAUGGAAAUAUCACUUGGUCAGGUGUACAAGAAGAACCCAUUCAAGGUGCUGCAGAUCUUUUGAGCUGUCUUUCUCGAGGGUCCACUGCUCGUACUACCGCAUCCACCGAUAUGAAUGCUAGUUCCUCUAGGUCGCACGCUAUAUUCUCAGUGUCCUUGACGCAAAACAUGAACGUGACAGUAGAGAAUAACGAUACGAUUGCAAAGACAUUGGAGUCCAAAUUUCAUUUCGUUGAUCUUGCUGGCUCUGAACGGCUGAAAAAGACAAAUGCAGUUGGUGACAGGGCAAAGGAAGGCAUAUCCAUCAAUUCUGGACUCUUGGCUCUUGGCAAUGUAAUAUCUGCAUUGGGAGAUGAAUCUAGGCGUCAACAACAACACAUCCCAUAUAGAAACUCGAAAUUGACAAGACUUUUACAAGACAGUCUUGGUGGUAAUAGCCAGACCCUCAUGCUGGCAUGCGUUUCACCAUCUGACACAAACGCUAACGAAACUUUGAGCACGCUGAAAUAUGCCAAUCGAGCCAAGAAUAUCACAAACACGGUUGUACUAAACCAACAGCAAAGCCUCACGGAUACCUUGAAAGAGGAAAUUGCGCACCUAAAAGAAGAGAUUCGAAUCAAUGAUGCUUUCAUCAAGGAGGUCCAUGUAGAAUUGAAUGAUCUAAGAGCUAAAAAUACGACAUUAGAAUCGUUGAUUUAUUGCCACAAUAACAUCGGGUUACCCAAUCCAGCGCAAAGCACCACGAUGGAUGAAACAAGAAUAUUAUCGUCACUCAUGGCUCGUUCGCAGCAGCUGCAACCACAAACAACCACAAAAACAUCACCUGCCAUUUCUGUCAUCAAUAACAGCACUGACACGAUAGCGGACGAUCAAGUAACGUUAGUUGGCUCUUCCAUGGAUGAGACUAUGAGUGCCUCCACGAGUACCAAGCGAAAACGAAAGAGUACAAGCAACAACAACCAUGUCAGAAAAAGAGUCGCAGCCACUGCAGCAGCUACUGCUGAAAACGAUCAGAAUUCACUCCUGUUAUCAUUAGAUAAACAUAAGCAUCGCAUGAAGAAAGAGUAUUUGUUUGUCAAACAAAUAAAGAAUCAACCUACCCUCACAUCUGAUCCAAACAAAAUUACAAAGCUUAUCAACAUGUUUCUAUCGAGCAUCAGAGAGCAAAAACAACUGGUUCAGCUAGUCGAGCAGAGCAGUAAGCAACCACCGCAAGCAGCCAUCAUCAAGAAGCCUCUUCCUCCUUCGUCUAUUCCAAUCAGCAGAAAGAAAGAGCUUGAUCAAUCAAAGCCUAGUUUCAUCAAGCAACCCACUGCCAUCUCACUAUUGAAUACAACUUCUGACACUCUCACUCAUUCAUUGAUGCUGGAGCAUCAGACAAUGUCAAGUCAACUGAAGCAAAUUAUGGCUGCCAUCAAGAAGGCCAUGGUUCUGACAAGUAACCCGUCCACAACCCUUUCGCAACUAAAACCUAUACUCAAUAGAGCUGCUCUUAUAUAUACCCAACACUCAAACAGCACCAAAAACGCACACAACAACAGCAGCAGCACCCACAGUAACAACAGCACAGCUACUGCAAAAAACAGUAAAGCCAACAAUGGCAGUACUCGAAGUCAGAAUGGAUCAAGCAUCCCAGGCGGAUCAGAUAAGAGACAAAGUAGUACCGCUAACAAGAAGCGAGUGGAUAUUGAGGAUGUCCGUGCAGAGAUCAAGAGAAUAAUGGCUUUUGAACACAUCAAACUUCAUCCCCUUUGUUUAGAAAUGUUGGAUUCCUUGAAGCAACAAAAAAUCAAAUUGAUGAGAGAGCAAAAAGACUUGCUGAAAGAGAGGCAUGACAUGCUCCAAGAGUUUUACAAGGACGAGUUCUCGGAACAACAGCAAAAGCAGCAGUACAUGGACGAGAGAAUCGACACCAUUACUGUUCAAGUAGACUUGCUCACAGAACACAUCAAACUAUUGACAUCGACUACAAAAUCUACAUUGGGCAGCAGCAACAACAGAAACAACCACAGCUUGAUCGACAUACUGAAGCACUUGAAAGAGGGCGAUUUGCGUGCUCUCAUUUUGUUGAUCAUUCAACAGGACCUGGUUUCUUUUUAUCUUCAAUCAGAAAUCAGUCGACACACAUCAGAGGCACUGUAUAGAUUUCAACAAGGAAUAGUGCAAUUGCGAAGGGCCAGCGAUGAGAUUAACAAUCAGAUACUGACAGAUCUUUUAAGGUCUCCUAUACGAUGUCUUUCAAACGGAUUGUUACUGAUUUCAGGCAAGUAA